GGGUUUGCUGACGCUACACUUGCUUUGGAUGCCAUGAGGAGAGUUCUCUGAAGGUGCUAUUGAGCGGCGGCCAGCUUCUUCGUGAGCUCGAACUACUCCAGCGUACUGACAGCCUCCGUGGGGCAUCAGUGAAUUCCAGACCCAGCCAGCAAGUGGCGGUGAGGGUGGAGUUCCUGUUGGAGUCUCUGCAAGACCGCAGGAGGACAAUGGAGGAGGUGCUCAGACAGCGACUCAGGCCACAGGAGCAUGACAUCACAGUCAGCUCAGAUAUAAGGCCUGAUUUCGGAUUUAAUGCAGAACAAAGCGGAAUGCAGCGAAACCUUUCUACUCUCGAAUGUGAAAGCAGUCUAGAUCCCAAGCCUGGUUUUAGUCCUGAUCCAAAUACUGAGUAUAGAUUCAAUAUGAGGCUACCAUCUCAAUCAGAUAUGAAGUAUGAGGCUGAAGCCAGAGGAGCAAACCCUUAUCCAAAACCUGAAAUCCAAUCCAAUACUGAAUCAAAAUCUGUUCUGAAUCUAGAGUCAUGUGACCCAAAUACUAAAUCCAAGUCAUACCAGAAGCUUGCGUCCACAUUGGAUGAGACCAGAAACCACAUACCAGAUCUGUACAGAUCAGUUGUAAGUCCGAAAUCUGAUCCAGGUGAUGUCAGAGACCUGAAGCAGGUACUAGAAUCAAAGGUCUCGUCUCUUAUACAGCGACAUCAGAAAGUCUUGGAAAAGGAAAGUUUGACAUCUAUCAGUGGGAGGAGGCCAGACCUGCAGAAGUGUUUAGGAAACAGGGGGGGACAGAACAACAUGCACAGCGAUGCCCACCACACUCUUCCGACCAAUUACAAUCAACCACUGCUGCUGAUGUGUCAACAACUGCUCGACAAGGUGUCCAAAUGGGUGGAACAAAGUAGCCUAUUGUUGUCAAAGCAUCGGGAAAUGGGACCUCAGCUGUGGGAGGCAGAGGACCUUCUGGACCAACACCUUCUGUUGUGCACACAGGCUGAGUCUGCCGGUCAUAACGCCAACAAAGUAAUGCAGAUCCUACAACGUCUGCAAGUUCCGUGUACAGGGUCCCAAAACAUAAUUGGACUAGAAGCGCCCAAUGGACGUAUCUCUCAUUUGGCCCGCUUGAAGUAUUUGACCGAGCAGUUGAAAUGUGGAGACAGAACCAGGACAGUCACCGAACUCCAGCUAGCUGCUCGGGUCUCCACAGUCUUAGACGCGAUGAAAAAGCUGAACAAGAUUGUUGAGUGUAACGUGCGUGUGCUACAAGGCUAUGUGUCCUUCCUCAAGGCGGCGCAGCAGCUGGAAGAAGACAUUAAGAUCCACAGGCACACACUGGAAGGCAAGAAAGAGGGGGAAGAUAUUAUUAUCAAGGCCGGAACUUCCUGGUUGGAAACCAUGCAAAGGGUCGUCACAAUCCAGAAAGAAGCCAGCGAGUUCAUAAGCAACAUUGCCAAGGCAUCGACAUCAGGCUUGAACCUGCAGUCUGUGGUGACGGCGGUGCAGCAGUUGUCAGAGCGACUUGGCAAAAGUCAACAGGAAGUUGCCGACCUGCAUAGUCAACUUGAAAUCAAUAACAGGCAGGAGGAAGAGGACACAAAGUCCUGCAGGAAGUACCAGGAGAGACUUUGUGAGGCUGUGCGGGACUUGAAGGAGGUCUUGAAGCUGUUGGACUCCUGCACUCAAGUGGAUCUGGGCUUCCACGAGCAGACCUUGAGGCUACAGCAGCAAUUUGGACUCGCUAAACCCUAUUUUGCUAGACUGGACGAGCAGGCCCAGAUCCUGCUGAAAAACUGGGAUGCCCUGACACCAGUCCAGAACCGCUUGCUGCAGGAAGUGUCAGAGCUACGUGUUUUGCGUGUCAAAGUAAAUGAGAAAAUCCAAAAGAGUCAGCACAUCUUGGACUUGAGCAACAACUUUCACCUGCUGGUCAAACAGCUGGAGAUGCUCCUCCAGUUAGACCCUGCUGGACUUUUACGCACUGCUUUGAGUACGUAUGAGGAGACAUGCCAGCAGAUUCAUCAACUGCUGACGAAAGCUUUCUGGGUGAAAAAGGAAAUUGGUGAACUGAUCAGUGACAAUGCUCUAACCAAAUUCCGAGGAGAGCAGCUGGAUCACGGCGCAGCAUCUCUAUACACUCAAAGUGCAUUGUGGCUAAGCAAAGUGUCUUCAAGUGACCACGCGCUCAUGCGUGACCUCCAGCAGGUGAGGUCUAAGUUGGAGGUCAGCAAACCUUUCGGCAGCCAGAAAGCGGCCCACGACAGGAAGAACGAGCAAAAGCAGCGUGAUGAGCGGAACCAGGUCGACUCGUCCUGCCUGAAAGUAAAGAGUGAUGAAGAAGACACAAAGAAGGAAGAGAAGAGUCAGAUGGACAACCUCAUCAUACAGGACAUGAGCGAGCUAAAGGAGACAGGCCACACCCCAGAACUGACCGUUGAGCAGGAUAAGAAAGAAGCGACCUGGCUAACUGACACUAGUAUGAAACUCUCAUCACCGAAGAUGGAUAAUUCUCAGAGCAGGAGCCAGUCAAGUGGUGAGAAGAAGUAUGGUGCCUCCUCCCACUGUUCCACCCACACCUUCAGGAUGUCCUGUUCCCCAGUAGAGGUCGGACGCAAGGUCUACGUCAUCCACAGGCAACUUAACGCCACGUCCACUUUGAGUGCAUCAGUUCAGGAGGAACCUCCAAGUGUCCCGUUGGCAGCGGAACUCCAGCAACAGGACGUGGUGUCAGAGAGUUUUCUGUCCAGUGACGAUGAGUACGAGUGUGGCUCAUUUGACGAUAUUUCCCUCCCAUCAUUGGCAGAGACGCCAGAGUCCAUCAUUUUUCAGGACGAUGUUGAGGAACAUUGUUGUUUGAGCUCCCACAGUACCCAAAAUAAGUCCAAUAACCAAAACGAGUGCAAGGACCAGCCAGAGAGACAAGAGACUGGACUUGCUACCGGUGAAGCCCAGCAACAUAAAGAGUCCACUGAGACAGAUAAUUUUUUUUCUGCCCUUGCUGGUCUUCACAGUGAUACAAGGGAGAUAUUAAUGUCCAGUCAUCUGUCUCCUGAUCCAUGUCAGCCAAUCAACGCAGAGAAUGAAAAGACAUGCAGAGCCAGCAUUCAGCAUUCAGCAUUGGAAAAGAGCAGCUCUUCACAUAGUCAUCAUUUUAGUCAGAAUAAACCAGAUCAGAGAAGUCCAAAUAGUGAGGCUCAGCUCAUCCAAACGAUCUUUCAAAAAGCUGAUCUCAGUGGUCAAACUCCUAGCUUUUGUCCUACAUCCUCUCAAAGUUCAGACAUUGAUCUCUACGAGAACAUGACACCUCAGGAAUGCAAAGAGAUCCCUCAAUCUUCAAGGACCUUCCCUCAGAACCCAUGUGGUGCACGACUCCGAGACUCCUUCGAAGAUGAGAAGAAAAACACUCCAGUUAUGAGCCCUGAUUCUUCAUCAAAAUUGAUUACAGUCAAGAACACAAUCUACAACCUCAAAUCGUCCACAAGAAGCAGUUUUACUUCAUCUAAAGAUGAUGCAAUGCCACAGAUCGGUUCAGACCCUCUGAACUUUCUCCAAAACGACACGAUUCCAUCCUUUGCUACUAGUCCACGAUCUUUUAAAACAAUGACAAAUGUAGUUCAGCCUCAAAUGCUUGUUAGCUGUUCCUCCAGCGAGUGUGAAAGAUCGCUUUCUCAGGAUGGACCAAAAGUUUUUGAGGCAACCAGACCUCCAGAGUCACAUGACAGUGGUAGUACCAGCAGCAAGCAGUGCGUGCAUGCUUAUGGUAUGAGCCCCAGCAGCUCCACACCCCCUGCUGUUGCUGCUCUGACAAAAGUAUUAACGCUAAAAGCUAGCCUACAUGCCACCCCUCCUUCCCCACAAUGCCAUGAAUUAACCCUUAAGGAAGACCAGGAAUUUUGUGAGCCUGUGGCAAUCCGUGAGGAGAUCAAAAUUACUCCUCAGAUCGUAGGACCGCCCCUUUCUGCGCCACCCCAUUCCCAGACAGAGACGGAGCCCCUCCAACAAGCCCUGCAGCCUGGUCCGCUCCACUUAAGCAUACCACUGUCGAGAGCUGCUGUCAUGGGGGGUGUCCCCGUGAAUUUGGAGUUGGCGGUGACUGAACACCCAGAGCCCAAAGUCACCUGGUUUACAGAUGGCCGACAGAGUGUAGCCGACCACAAGAAAGAUGGCAAAGAGGUUGAAGAUCGCUGGCUGCUGGUUGCAGUUGCUGACAUCAUCAGUGGCGAGAUGACCACCUGCUUUGGAACCUUCUGUAUUCUUCUCUGGCUCCUCAUACUACUACUACUACUACUACUACUACUACUGUGACAUUACAACAGUUCCUCUCCA
Entelurus aequoreus (snake pipefish) is the source of this 4316-nucleotide messenger RNA. RefSeq lists its product as uncharacterized. The transcript has 19 exons. Lineage: Eukaryota; Metazoa; Chordata; Actinopteri; Syngnathiformes; Syngnathidae. The record is from RefSeq and is a predicted model, not a curated record. Bases 207 to 4295 code for a protein of 1362 amino acids.